AUGAUGAAAAGGGCCAAUUAUGUACCCUUUCUAGGCAAAUAUAGGUUUGUAAAUUUUAAGUAGUGAACUACAGGCUCCAGCAAUAGACUUUAGAACCAAAGAUAAAAUUGCAAAUUUGGUUGAAGAUAUCUCUCUCUCGCCUCCUCCGAACCCAAGCUAAAAGUAACCAAAACGGCUCAAUAAUUAUUAAAUUAAUCUCAACCGCGAUCUUAUUCUGCAAAGCUGAAAUAAUUUCUCCGACAAUGUUCCGCUCUGUCUCGACCGGAAAAUCCAGCUUGAACUGGCUAGAACGGCUGCGAACCGCCAAGGGCUUCAACGACGACGGCCCUGCCGAGCUCGAAAACUUCCUGCAAAACCCCAAUUCUGUGGACCCAAAACCUAAUUCCGAUCCAACUCAGAAUGAGGACACGCAAUUGUUCAACAUAAUGAGCAAUGUUCUCAACGAGCUAUUCAUCUUUGGGGACAACAGAAGCAACUCGACGCAAUUCAAGAAAUCUGCUCGCAAGCAGAAAAACCCUAGAAUUUGUGAUGUAGGCCGCGAGAAGGAGAAUGCAGCUACUGAGAAAGUGACGCUGCAAAGGAGUCGAGAUGGUGAGGGGGUGAAGGAGCUUGAUAACUAUGAAAAUGGAGGCAGAGAUGUGGAUUUGGUUGGGUUUUCACGUACGGAGGUGACUGUUAUCGACACAAGCUAUGAGUCGUGGAAAUUUGACAAGUUCUUGUACAGGAAAAGGAAUGUGUGGAAAGUGAGGGAUAAGAAGGUAAAUGGUGAGAGCGUGUGUAUUAAAAGGAAGUUGAAAGAAAGUGGCAGAUUGGAGGAGGAGCAACGUGUCGGGAAGAAAACAAAGGUUGAUAAGAAUCAAGGGAAUGAGGAGGGGCUUGAGUUUCCAUCGAAUGAAAUGAAUGUACGUGAAGUAUGUAAAACAUCCCCAGAAGACGGGACUAUGAAAACGAAGCAGUUGGACUCGAAGUUGAAUGAUGGAAGCUCGUCUGUUAUUCUUAUCAAGAGCAUUCACACCAGUAAAAAAAAUGGACCGAGCAUUUCUAAAAGCUGCUUAAAGUCAAAACAGAAGAGAACUAUGCUAAUUGGCGGUUCUGGAGUGGAGAUCUGCCAGGUCAAGAAAGUCGGAUAAUAACAUUUGUCCGUUUAUUUGAAGGCAGCUUUGAGUUGUAGAUGAGCAUCUAUGAGGCAUUUUGGGCCGUCACAGACUAAAACUUUUUUACAUUAUCGAAAUUUACCUUAUUAGCUUUCCAUUGCCUUUUCACCUUCUCUUUUGGGUGGUCAGACCGCUUGCACAUAUCCGAUUCCUAUAUUAUUUUGUUGCAUAUUAAGCGAAAGUAUGAGAUUGUUGGUGAAAUGAACAAUCAUGUAUCAUUUCCAAACUGCUUCUGUUUUCGAGGUAAGAUAAAAUGUGAAUUUUUAAUUGUGCAUAAAAGAAAGGAACUUAAAACGAAAGUAGG
Striga asiatica is the source of this 1458-nucleotide messenger RNA. Lineage: Eukaryota; Viridiplantae; Streptophyta; Magnoliopsida; Lamiales; Orobanchaceae. The record is from the annotation of a GenBank genome assembly.